Molecule: messenger RNA, 340 nt
Organism: Durusdinium trenchii
Lineage: Eukaryota; Dinophyceae; Suessiales; Symbiodiniaceae
Source: the annotation of a GenBank genome assembly
AUGUUGGAUGUGAAGUGGGAGAUGUGCGGUGGGAACCGGACCUUCAUCGUGGCAUUCAACUCUGAUGUUCAGCAGGCGGUGGGAAAAGCCACCAGACCAAUUGGUGCAGAAUUUGAUGGUGAGACACCCAUGGUUGAGAAGGCCGUGGCAGAACACAUUUUUGCCUUCAUCAACUACUCGGACAGUCGCUCACAACACCGUAUUGAGAAGUACAUUGACUUUACAAACACCGCAAAGGCCUUUCGAAAAUGGAGCGAGCAGUCGAUGGACGAUUACGGAGCAUUGUAUCCUAUUUGCCUGGAAGAGUGGUUUCCCGAGGGAAUCAAUUCUGCCAAAGUCC